UUUAGUUGGAGACAUUGUUAGUGACUCCAAUUAAUUGACAUAUGACAUCUAACUAACCUCAUUCUUAUAGAGAAUAUACUGCGUUAAGGUUUAUUGAAAUUAAUAUGGUUAAACAAGGAGGAAUUACAUCUUUUUUCAAAGCAAUUUAUCAAGAUGAAUUCAAAUGGGCACUUUUGAAAUCGAUUGGAAUUUUUGCUUUGGGCAUUAAAAUUGCCCAGGAAUGUGCAGGAAUGGAGCUAUUGCCAAGUAAUGUUUAGCAAAAUUUAUUUUAAGUUUAUGUUUUUGUUCAAAUCCAAAUAUAUAUAAUGUGUGAGAUAUAUAAAUCUUUUUUUCAUCUUCCAUCAUUAUGACAACAUAGAUUACAAAGCCAAAUAACCUAAUGGAAUGAAACAUAUUAUUUCUCAAAAGAUUGCGUUGUAAAAAUAUUUAUUGUAUGCAAAUAAACAUUCCUGCGGAAGACCCUUCCUUUCAAAAAGAGAAGUGUUUAUGUUACGAAACUAUUUAAACAUUUCACAUGUCACUGUGCUGUAAAUGCCAAUGAAAAUUUAUGAAAUAGAAAAAUCAAGAUUCAAUGAGACUGAAACCCUCUGGAAUUUUUUAAUAAGCAAUAAUUUCGGAAAUAAACUAAUCAAGGUCAACAUGUCACGGCCCAUGAACAUGCUGAGGACCAGAAGGAAAGACUGCAAUGUUAAACCCAAUAGAAGAGAUAAUAACAGGGCAACUAGGUUAGAUCGGAAAUCUUCCCGGGGAAUGAUAUAUGAAAAUGAAGAACUUCGAUUGAAAACAAUUAACAUCAAUGCUGAAGUGGAAAGCAGACAAUCUGACAUCAAGAAGCUUAAAAAAGAAAAUGAAAUGUUGAAAAAAGGUUUAUGGUAUCUAAGAGACGAAUACGAUAAGUUAGAAAAAUUGAUAAAAGAUAAAAAAAUAGACUUCUCAUCAUCGUCAACAACCGGCUCUACUUCCAGUGAUUCGGAAAGCUUCAGUUCGUACAGUGACGAUGAAGAAGAAGUAGAAACUACUCAAAAUAUGAAAAAUGUACAACGGACCAAUUUAAGAAAUUUACAAGAUCAAUUCGAUCAUUUGUCAGUAGUAACAGAAGAAACUAGUGCCGAAAAUUCUGAAUUGCAUUCCAAUACGGGAUCAGUGAACAAAGAAAAUUGGAACGAUCCCGUUGAUAUCCUUCAACCAGAUCAAAGUUAUCCUCAAUAUAGAUGUCUAGCAAAAUCACCUACUCUACCAAUGGCGGACAAUAUUCCCGUAAACUUUUUCACCCCAAUUAGAAAUUCGAAAAGUUUCGACGCCAAUAUACAACAAUGUAACGACGUCAUAUAUCCCGAAGAAUUUUAUAACAAUCAAUUUAGAAGUUCUACGAGUAGUAUGAUAAACCAGGGUAUUAAAAAUGAACAUAAUUUUGCAAGACCUGCAUCGGUGAAAACGAGCGCUUCAGACUUUUAUCAAAAUACAGUCUUCUUACCGAAAGCUACGUCAAAUCCCGAACUCCAAAUACAAGGUUUAGAGAAAUCCGCUACUGAUUUAAUAGUUAAAGUUGACAAUCAAACUUUCAAUGAUACGCCGAUCAUUUUCAGUAAUACACCAACACAUAGUACGUUUUCUAAUGGUGGAAACUUGGAGGAAUUAUUGCAAGAUAUCGAAUCUAUUUCCCAAAAAGCUACCCAUCAUCCAAAUACCACCGGCUACGGUUUUCGAGACGAUUAUGGUGGAAAUAACCAGGUAUAUACCGAGAAACAAGAAGAAGCUUCCGAUAAAGCUUAUAAAAGCGAAUUGAACGUAGUUUUGGUGCCGAAUCCAAUGCCGCUCAUAGGAACUGAUAAAUAUAAAAAUGUGCAAAGAAGUUUGGAAAACGUAGCUACUAAAUUCUCUGAAGAAUUGACUGCACCCCAACAUCCACUUCCAAUGGAAUCUAAUUUAACACCGAUUGCGCCGUAUGUAUCUGGAACCAAUGAGGUUAAUUUGUAUCAAAAGCCUGACGUAGAAACCAAUCCUUUUUUCUUCGGAAAUAUCAAGGAUAACUAUGUGAACGCAGAUCAUUUUAGUAUGAGAUAUAAUCCAGAAUUAUUCAGAGAUAACAACGAUACUAAGCGUGAUGUAGAUUCAAACAAGAAGUUUCACUCGGAAAAUACUUUCAAAAAUGAGAAUACGCAAACAAUUGAAUCGGAUAAUUUAGCAAAAAAAGGAGGCUCUAAAACAAAUCUUUUAGAUUUGACGUCAUCCGAUCACAUCUCUAGCGAAAACGAAGACAAACUUAAAGCAGCAACUAAUGAAAAGGCUGAUACAAAAUAUAGCAAAUCCAUCCAAAUGUCCGGAAAAUCACAAAAAUCACCGAAAUUAAGUAUACGGAAGAAAGUAUCUAUCCAUUUUAAAGGCAAGAAAGAAAAGAAUAAAAAUUCUUAUAGUUCAGAUUCGUCCAUUCCUAAAACAUCAACUGAAAGAAAGGGUUCAAUUUUUGACGCCAAAUUUAGUGACAGAGGGAAAAUUGUACACCAAAAACCUCCAAGUUCCGAUACGCAAAAGUCGAUUACAGAAACAAAUGCAAGACCAAAAACACCAACAAGUUCAGAUAGCAAGAAUAGUACCGAGAAAAAAUCACAAGUGAAAGAAACUAGCAUCGAUAAAAAACUUACGAAAAGUACUUCUGUCAGUCCGGACAGAAAACACGUUCAACUAAAAGAUGAUGUUCAAUCAAAAAAACACAAGAAACACAAAAAAGGAGAAAAAUGUCGACCACGACGACACAGUAAUGCCGGAGAACGAGUUCUCAGAGAACGUUCGUUUAGUAUAUGCACAGAUCGAUCUAAUAUUUUGGAACAUCGCAUGGGACUUGGAUUUGGGUCUAACCUCUAUUUCGACGAAUUUUCAGAUAGAGAACGAACCAAUAGUUUGAGCAGUUGCGAUACCGCGGAACACAGAAGGAAAAUGUCGAUGUUGCCGAAUGUAGCAUUGACUGGCAAAGUACCUUGGUGCGGAUGUUGGGGAAACGGGUGUCUGUGAUACAUUAUUCAAUAUAGUAGUUCAUUUAAUUCCUAUUCUUAUACAACAUAAUUUUUGUACAGUGCGGAGCGCCUAUAAUUGUUGUGUAAAUAAUAGAAUACGAGGUAUAUUUAAAAAGUUGUUAACGUUUUCAUAGAACAUUGCUACGUGAGUGUUUACUCGUAUGUUUUAGUAUCUACAUAGGCGGCAUCUCCGUCGAUCUACAACGAUCGCAAUGAGAAAAUUCCCACAGCACCAAAUUCAAAUCCCGCCAGUUAUAAGGAAAUUUGUGUUUAAUAGUUUGUAACAAAAAAACCCAUAGCAUAAGAAAAUUUUUAUCACGGCAAAAGGAAUAGUGGAAUGAGUAUUUUGAGUGGAUAACUGGACGCUAAGUUGAGAACUGGCGUUUCACAACAACAUUUAGUUUUUUGUUAGUUUCACAGACUGCAAAUACGUUAAAUAUGAUUAAUAGGGAAUUUCAAUCUUUACAUUGUUUGUUAGGAAUUUUUUUCAUAUUUUUUUAUGCUUUUUAUGAUAUUUCGUUUGACAUGGAAUUUUUUUGUAGCCAACAUUUUAUAUUUAUAAAUUUUUUAUAUUGCUAAAACGAGUUCACAUUCUUUGACUAAUAACCAUAGAGUUGGUAUUGAAAAUAAAGAGAGCUGGAUACAAAUAGAUUUGUACUAACGAAAAAGAGAGAAAACGCAUCCGUUUACCUCUUCCUAUUUCCCUCUAUUCGCUAUUAAAAUCAAAACUUGUUAUUUCCUUCUGACGUUCCUAUUUCCAUUUGAAACUACGACGUCGUGGUGAUUCAAUCAGAAUAGAGAGUUUUUUACCGAUAUUCUUUAUGUCUCUUUCAAUAAUACACUUACAUACCGCUCUCUCCGUCUUUAAUAUAAACUCUAUGUUAAUAACUACACAAUAAAAUAUUUGUUAAAUGUUGAAUUUUGAUAAUUGUAUUUUGUUUAUUUUGUUUACUGCCUCUGCGAGACAUACAUUUGUAUAAUCAGAUUAUUAAGCACAUUUUGUAGUUUUAUAUGACUAGAUAGUAAUCUAACUUCCUACCGAAUAAAAUGUUUUUCUAAUUUUAUAUUAUUUCAUUUUUUUUCUGAUAGUUAAUGUUAUAGUGCGAUAAAAUAAGAAUUCAAAUUCUCAUCUAAAAUGCAAGCCUGCAUCUUUCAAUGUCAGUAUCAUCAUCAUCAUCAAGCCUUUCAAUCCUUUGGAUUAUGGCUAUCGCUUUUAGGACUUUAAAAUCUUUUUAAUGUAAGCUUCUUCCUUUUUAAAAAUAUCUUUGAAAUGAGAAAAAAUAUGACGGGAGAAGGAUCCAAACAGAAAAAUUUAGAGACUAAAAUCGACGAGAAUCACUUUUGACCUAUUUAUAAAACGGAACAGGUCCAUAGUUGGAUUAUUGCGAGCCAGGAAACCUUAUGACGAGCCCGUCGGGUCUCAUUUAAAACUACCAAAAGUCGGUGUCCUUUAAAAAGCUAACCGGACACUUUAGCUCGAACCUUUUAACGUCUUUAGGCAAACUCUAACAGUCUCAUCAUACUAGCGGUAUGCGAGCGGCUGCGAUAAGUUUCUAAGGCUUGUCCAAUGUUUGAUUUGCACACGUGUAAUACCGGGCACUUACCGAUAAUGUGCUCUACAGUUUCUUCUUCCUACAUGCUCCAGCAGCAUUUCGGAUCGUCCGUGAUGCUAACAGUUUGGAUAUGGUAUCUUAAAUAAUCCUGCCCGCUAAAAGGACUGCCACCAGUCGAAUUUCGCGCCUUUUCAUGUAAGGCAGUGGAUUGGUAAGAGAAGGUUUAUCUUGUAUGCCUUAGCUUGUCUCAUAGCAGGUGUUGCAGUACCUGCGUUGCGAGCAAACUACCGAGAAAUUUAAUAGUAACAUUUUUGCCUACACCUAGAAUGUGUUGGGCCCAUUGAUAGAUUUGCUGAUCCUAAUCUAGCGAGCAAAUAAACCUCGACGUUGCCCUUGUUACCCGAGUUACUGGGCACCCAAACUAUUUGAAUUUUACAGGUAUCACUCACCAUUACUUGUCUUUUUGUAAUUUUUUUUGAGUACUGAUUAAAAAAAUAUAAAUAGUUAUAAAAUUACAAAUAUGUAAAAUUUUUAGAAUUAAGUUGAAAUAAAAUUAAUAGAAUUUCAUCUCAGAUAUAUGACUUUGUUAAUAUGAUUGAAAAACUUAAAAAGGUAACAUUUUUAGAUUUUUGCCAAUUUUUUAAUGUUCUCACGGCUGAGCAAUAAAUGAUUCAGUUCAUUUCAAAUUGUACCUCGGUUUCUAUUACAAAUAGUUAAAAGUACAAAUUUAUGAAAUAUUUUAGUUCCGAGAUUUUUUGGCUGAAGCUUUUUUCUCGUAUCUGUUUUGAGAUAUACCCGAAAGAGCUAUGUUUGGGAUAGUUUUUAACUAUUUUCUACUCCUUAAAUGAAAUUUAACAUUUUUGAAUUAUUAAUCCUUAAUGUAUGCUAACUUAUAUUGAAAGAUGCGAGGUUGACUUUUGGAUGGAAAUUUUAUUUCUCGUUUUAUCUAUUAAUAAAACUCAAAAAAUACACCAUCUUGUAACAGCAGUGCCAAAAACCAAAUUAAGAUCCAUUAGUUGAAAAAAUGCAUUCGAUUCAUUCAUAUUACAAUAAAAGAUCUCUAAAAAAAUUGUGAUGUGAAUUACUCUUGGUUGUUGCGAUAUUCCUGUGCAGCAGGACCUUCACUAAGUAUAGUUGAGUCGUCAAGCAAGGCAUGGUAUGAGACAAGCUAAGGCACACAUAAAUGGACCAUCUGCCUGUCUCAUCAAUUAACUGCUCCACUUAAACAGGCGCACAAGACGACUGAUGACUGGUUUUUUGACUGGACACUCAAUAAUAGAGCUGUCGAUAUAGUAAUUCUGCAUCUAGCGCUUAAAAUAUUGUCAAUAAUAGAGCUUCACUUACAUGCAUUUGACUUUCGGUUCGCUUAUAUUGAAUGCAAACACUGUGCUAGGUGUCUUCUGUUUCAAAAUUACUUUUCUUAAUAAUUUUUAAAAGAUAGAUAAAAAUUGAUGUUGUGACUAAUUUUAAGUCUUUAUCAACAACAUAUAAAAACAUAAUCAUAUCAAAAGGUCUAAGGAAUAUGAAAUUAAAGAAAUAUUUGUUUUUCGUUAUAUAAGUUGACAGCAAGCGCGUCCUAUGUGUCGACUGAACAGUAGCUGCACUUUCCGAAUGACAACAAAGUGAUUUGAAAUUUCUAAAUUACCUCACAACGCACUUUGUUUAAUGUCGCUCGCUUAUACGGCGCUUCUAUGCUUAAACGUUGCAUGGGUUUGAAAUUUUCUCGCUCAUUUCGCGUUGACCACGUAGGAAUAGGCCUAAAGCGAAAUUAUCUAAUGAAUCAUAUUUAUAUAUCGAAGCAAUAAUAAUCUACUACUGAUAUAUUAUUUGAUAAAAAGCUCGUUAAAACCUAACGUAUUGCUAAUGUAAGGGUAGCGAGAUCUAUCGCUAUAGCUAUUGUUAAAUAUUGACAAUGAGGGUAGCGUAUAUACAAUCUUAUCGAUUUGGUUAAUAUAAGGGUACGGUAGAGAAUGUCAACAAGAGGUUUAGUUUUUAGUGAGACAUAAAUUACGUUAUUUUUAGGGGGGCGACUAGUGGUUAACCACAAUUAAGCGCUAUAAUAAUGAUAAUCAAGUAAUUUAAAUAAUAAUAAUCUGAAUUAAUGCAACAACAGUCGUCUUGUAAAAUCUUAAUAGUCAACUCGACUAGGUGAAUAAUCCAUCUUUCGGUUUACGUUGUUGCAGUAUUUUUAU
This is a messenger RNA of Diorhabda sublineata, 6756 nucleotides long. RefSeq lists its product as uncharacterized. The record is from RefSeq and is a predicted model, not a curated record. The transcript is spliced from 11 exons. NCBI's taxonomy places the organism in Eukaryota, Metazoa, Arthropoda, Insecta, Coleoptera, Chrysomelidae. Bases 532 to 3009 code for a protein of 825 amino acids.